This is a messenger RNA of Diceros bicornis minor, 3250 nucleotides long. It is a transcript of the gene CD22, whose product is annotated as CD22 molecule. The coding region runs from base 69 to 2609 and encodes 846 amino acids. The transcript is spliced from 14 exons. NCBI's taxonomy places the organism in Eukaryota, Metazoa, Chordata, Mammalia, Perissodactyla, Rhinocerotidae. The record is from RefSeq and is a predicted model, not a curated record.
GCAGAUGCCACCAGGGUCCCCGACGAGGGAAGACACGAGGAAACAGGUUCCCGCCUAGACACAACACCAUGCGUCUCCUCGGCCCCUCACUCCUGCUCCUCGAAUACUUGGCUUUCUCUGACUCAACUCGGUGGAUAUUUAACCACCCGAAGACCCUCUACACCUGGGAGAGGGCCUGCGUCUGGAUUCCCUGCAGCUACAGAAUCCCAGAGCGUGGAAGUGUAGUGGAAAACAUGACCGUGUACCACAAUUACGGGUAUGACAAAGUCAGGAAGCAGUACACGGGGACCAUCCUCUAUCAGAAGACAAACACCAAGGAGAUUUCUCGCGAGGAAAGGGUACAGUUCCUGGGAGACAACAAGUCCAAUUGCACCCUCCGCAUCCACCCUGUGGGUGUCCAAGACAGUGGUCGGCUGGGGCUGAGGAUGACAUCGGGGGAUGACAAAUGGAUGGAGGAUAUAUUCCUGAACGUCUCUAAGACGGCCCCUCCACCUCACGUCUGGCUCCCUCCAGAAAUCCGGGAGUUCCAGGAGGUCACCCUGACCUGCUCGCUGAAUUUCGCCUGCUUUGGGUACAAAUUGCAGUGGUCCCCAAAGGGGUCUGGUGUCCCCUCGACCUCCCUGACCCCCCAGGUCGUCUCCACCGAGAGCAGGUUCACGUUCCAGCCGCAGUGGACUGACCAUGGCAAGAAUCUGAGCUGCCAGCUCUUGGAUCCUGACAAGCAGGUGCUCUCUGAGGAAACCGUGAGGCUGGAUGUGAAGCACCGACCAAAGUUGGACAUCGAGGUCAGACCUGAAGAAGCCGUUGUAAGAGAGGGGCAUCCUGUGACGAUGACGUGCCGGGUCAUCAGCAGCAACCCAGAGUACUGGACCAUAUCCUGGCUCAAGGAUGGGAUCCCGCUGAGUAGGGAGGAGAUGCCGAGGGAGCAAGAGAUGCUCACGUUAACUCUGUCCGGAGUGACCAAAGACAUGAGUGGAAAGUACCAGUGUGAAGCCCACAAUGACAUGGGCUCAGAAAAGUCCCAAGAAGUGGACCUCCAUGUGCAUUAUGCUCCAGAACCUUCCACGGUUCAGAUCUCCCCCUCGCCAGCUACGGAGGGAAAUCCAGUAGUGCUGACUUGUACAUCACAGGCCAGUCCUCCUCCAACAAAUUACACCUGGUAUCACAACGGGAUAGAGGUGCCAAGAAGGACAAAUAAGACCUUCCAGAUCCCAGAGGUCCUCCUCAGGCACGCUGGGAAUUAUUCCUGCCUGGCAGAAAACGCUCUUGGUCCUGGACAAGUUGGCCAGGAGGCUCAGCUGGUCGUCCAUUAUCCCCCCAAGGGGGUAACCAUGGUGAUUCUAAACCCCACGCCGAUCCGAGAAGGAGAUGACGUGACCCUGUCCUGUCACUACAAUUCCAGCAACCCCAGAGUCACCCGCUAUGAAUGGAGUCCCUGGGGCCCCUGGCGUGAGCUGUUACCUGGGGUGCUGACAAUUCCAAAAGUUGCCUGGGACGCCAAGCCCAUCACCUGCACAGCCUGUAACUGGUGGUGUUCGCAGGGGCUCCCUGUCAAGCUGGACGUCCAGCAUGCCCCCAAAGAUGUCAAGGUCCUGCUGAUCAACCCCCGUUCUGAGAUUUACUCUGGGGACCCGGUCCACCUCCAAUGUAACUUCUCCAGUAGCCGCCCCACAGACGUCCACUUCUUCUGGAAGAAAGAUGGGAUCUUUCUGCAGAAAGGAAGAGAACUGAGUUUUGCCGCCAUCUCUCCAGAAGACGCCGGAAGUUACAACUGCCUGGCCAAUAACUCCAUAGGGCAGAGCACGUCUGAGGCCUUGAGGCUCCAAGUGCUGUAUGCCCCUAGGAGGCUGCGUGUGUCUGUUAGCCCAAAAGACGUGAUAGAGGGGCAGAGGGCAGUCCUGUCGUGUGAGAGCGACGCCAACCCUCCCAUCUACCACUACUCCUGGUUUGACUGGAAUGACCAAAACCUCCACCAUUCUGAUAAGAUGCUGAGACUGGAUCCCGUGAAGGUCCAGCACUCAGGCGCCUAUCGGUGUGAAGGGACCAACGGAGUGGGGGCAGGCAUGUCGCCCCCCAACACCCUCACUGUCUACUACAGUGCAGAGACCAUCAGCAGACGAGCGGCCAUGGGAGUGGGCUUCUUCCUGGCCAUCCUCCUCCUGGCCAUCUGGGGAGUCAAGAUUCGGCGAAGCUGGAAGAGGAUCCGGAGGCAGCAGGAGCAUCAGGAAAAUUCCAGUGGGCAGAGCUUCUUCGUGAGGAAUAACAAGAUCAGAAGAGCCCCUGUCUCGGAAGGCCGCCACUCCCUGGGAUGCUAUAACCUGGCGAUGGAAGACUCCAGCAGCUAUGGUGCCUUGCGCUUUCCUGGCGGCGAGACUGACGUGCCUAGUACAGGAGAUGCAGAGACUUCAGAGAUGCAGGGACUUUGCCUAAACGGGGACAACACGGUCACUUACUCUGUGGUGCAGAAGCAUCACGUGGGCGACUAUGAGAACGUGACUCCAGCUGUUCCGGAAGACGAGGGGAUACAUUACUCAGAGCUGGUUCACUUUGGCGCUGGGCAGCGGCCUCCGGCCGAGGAAGGUGUGGACUACGUGACCCUCAAGCACUGAUGGGCCACACCGGCUGAGGUGGGGUUCCCAGGCCCUGCAGGAACCCGUCCUGGAGCUUCCCCAGCCUCUGCUGCUCAGCCACGGAGCUCCACAGCCUUCCCCUCCACACACACACACCAUUACUGCAACUCCAGUGGGUGCAGAGAACUCUGUGCACGGCCCAGGGACAGUCUUCCUUCUCAGCGCUGGGAACCCUGACUCUGAAAGGCCUUCCUCUGGGCCUUUUCUGCCCUCCUUCCCUCACCUACCCUGCGCUGUACAAACCCCCUGCCCCUCCCCAGCCAUCUGCCACCCCCCCCCAAGCCCCACAUCAGCUGGCUGUGUUCCUGCUGGGGUCAGCUUGUCACUAUGGUUUCUUUCCCUCCCUAUCCCUUUGACCCCCUCCUCUUGCUCUGAUAGUCCCCCUCACUAAUCUUAUGCCCAAGUUUUGCCUUUAGGGCAAAGCCCAGGGAAAGAGGAACAGAAAUGAUGCAGACAGAGGCACUGUCCUGUUCUGGUUUCUCCUCUCCGUGUACACCAGGCUGUCUACGGAGAGGGUCACGCUGCUGGAACCCCCCGCCUCAGGGGUCUCAUGGUCUGAGCCAUACCCCCGUGUGGACAAACGUGUAACAAACACGGAGCUGCCCAAUAAAAUGGCUCAG